AUGUCGCAUUCACGUCCGAAACCAUGGGAGGUGAGUUCGGGUACGUCUGGUGCGUCUGUGGGUAUUGAAUCAGCAGGUUCUAUUCAAACUCAACAGACUCAAACAGUUAUAGGGAAACCAACUUCUUUGGCACAGACAAGUGAUGCUCCUCCAGCAAUACCUCCAAAACCAGAAAAUCUGAUGGCAGGCAGAGAUUAUGCUGAUAAAGAUAAAAGGUGUGAUAACAAUAACAUAAACAACGCAAAUCAGAUAAGCGAUGGUUAUGGGUCAAAUACGUAUGGAAGUAACGGACUAUACGGCAAUGGAAUGUAUAGUAGUGGGAUGUAUGGCAAUGGGAUGUAUGGCGGUGGACUAUAUGGAGGUGGAAUGUAUGGUUCAGGGCUGUAUGGUUCGGGGAUGUAUGGAUCUGGCCUGGGGAUGUAUGGUGGGGGUCUAGGUGGCCAACUUGGAGGCAAUGAAGGAUCACUUGCUCAGGGAACUGAGGCCACAUUUCAAAUGAUAGAAAGCUUUAUAGGGGCCAUUGCUGGCUUUGCACAGAUGCUGGAGAGCGCCUAUUUCGCGACCCAUAAUUCUUUCUUCACAAUGAUGUCUGUAGCGGAACAAUUUACGCACAUUAAGGAUGCUUUAGGGUCUGUUUCAGGGAUCUAUAGAGCUAGGGGAUGGAUAAAGAAACUUUUGGGGUACGUGAAAGGAUCAAAUGGUACAUUUUCAGUUGAAGAGUUUCAACAGUACCAGAAAGAAAUAAAAGCUGGAAUUAGACGAGACAACAAUAGCAAAGCUCCGAAAAGACAUAGCGCCUCUUUGAAACCACUUUUAUUCUUUAUAGCGGCUGUUUUUGGAAUGCCAUAUCUUCUCAGAAAGUUGGUCACGAUUAUUGCCAAGAAUCAACAUAAUAAAUUUUUAAGAAGGCAACGACAGCAUCAGAACAAUAUGUUAACGGCCUCAGGAAAAUAUUUGUUGGAAGGAUUGUCGGAGAAUGGUUCAGCAGCUCCACUGGAUCCAAAAAAACUCCAAUUUGCGAGAGCAACAUAUAAUUUCAAUCCAGAGGAUGAACGGGUUGAGCUAGCUUUAAGAAAAGGGGAUUUGGUUGCUGUGCUAUCAAAUCUUUCUCCGAAUGGCCAAGAGUCAAAAUGGUGGAAAUGUAGAUCGAGGGAUGGCAGAAUCGGAUUUGUGCCCUACAAUUAUCUAGAAACCAUAAAAAGAACUAACGCAGGAAAUAAAAUCCUUGGAGUGCAAAAGCCCAGGAUCGAGAAGGGGUCCAAACAGCUAGGGGGAAAAAUGGAAUCAGUAUAA
This is a messenger RNA of Brettanomyces bruxellensis, 1293 nucleotides long. RefSeq lists its product as uncharacterized. Gene Ontology annotation, cellular component: peroxisome; peroxisomal membrane; peroxisomal importomer complex. The transcript has a single exon. Gene Ontology annotation, biological process: protein import into peroxisome matrix, docking. The record is from RefSeq and is a predicted model, not a curated record. Gene Ontology annotation, molecular function: protein binding. NCBI's taxonomy places the organism in Eukaryota, Fungi, Ascomycota, Pichiomycetes, Pichiales, Pichiaceae. The coding region runs from base 1 to 1293 and encodes 430 amino acids.